Messenger RNA from Heteronotia binoei (common prickly gecko), 4862 nucleotides. Its product is annotated as F-BAR domain only protein 2. Gene Ontology annotation, biological process: clathrin-dependent endocytosis; synaptic vesicle endocytosis; clathrin coat assembly. The coding region runs from base 144 to 2582 and encodes 812 amino acids. Lineage: Eukaryota; Metazoa; Chordata; Lepidosauria; Squamata; Gekkonidae. The record is from RefSeq and is a predicted model, not a curated record. Gene Ontology annotation, cellular component: cytoplasm; clathrin-coated vesicle; clathrin-coated pit. The transcript is spliced from 26 exons.
GCAGUACUUCCUCUGGCUCUGUGGAGAGUUCAGCGGGAGUGGGAGUAGCCCUGCCGUAAGGGGAAGGGCGGCGCUGGGCGGCUGUUUCCUCCUUUGGAGGCCCCCGGUGGCUGAGGCGGUAGGAGCCGGGCCGAAGCGGCGGGAUGGUCAUGGCGUACUUCGUGGAAAGUUUCUGGGGGGAGAAGAACAAUGGUUUUGAUGUCCUUUAUCAUAAUAUGAAACAUGGGCAUGUAUCUACAAAAGAACUAUCAGAUUUUAUAAGAGAAAGGGCUACAAUAGAGGAGGCAUAUUCAAGGUCAAUGACAAAGCUAGCCAAAUCAGCAAGCAACUAUUCACAGCUUGGGUCAUUUGCUCCAGUCUGGGAUGUUUUCAAGUCAUCAAGUGAAAAAUUAGCAAGCUGUCAUUUAGAACUUGUUCGGAAAUUGCAAGAACUAAUAAAAGAAGUACAGAAGUAUGGAGAUGAACAGAUAAAAGCACAUAAAAAGACAAAAGAAGAAGUUUCAGGAACUUUGGAAGCAGUGCAGAGUAUUCAAAAUAUAAUCCAGGCUCUCCAGAAAGCAAAGGAAAACUACAAUUCAAAAUGUGUGGAGCAAGAACGUUUAAAAAAAGAAGGGGCGACACAGAGAGAAAUAGACAAGGCAGCAGUAAAAUCCAAGAAGGCUACUGAUACAUACAAGUUGUAUGUAGAAAAAUAUGCUGCAGCAAAAUCUGAUUUUGAACAGAAAAUGACUGAAACUGCUCAGAAGUUCCAGGAUAUUGAAGAAAUGCAUCUCUCCCACAUGAAAGAGAUCAUAGAGUCUUUUUCAAGUACUGUAAAAGAAGUUCACAUACAAAUUGGUGAGGUUCAUGAAGAAUUUAUAAAUAACAUGGCGAACACAUCGGUUGACAGUUUGAUACAAAAAUUUGCUGAGUCAAAAGGCACAGGCAAAGAGCGACCUGGACUUAUUGAAUUUGAAGAAUGUAAUACAGCCAGUGCAGUUGAAGGGAUAAAGCCAAGAAGAAGAAAGCAUUUCGGAUUACCAGGGAUUAUAAAGAAGGAAAAAGAUACAGAAUCUGUAGAAUGUCCAGAUGCAGAUUCAGUUAACAUUCCAGAUGUUGAUGAAGAAGGAUAUAGCAUUAAACCAGAAACUAGUCAGAAUAAUACCAAAGAGAACGACUUCUAUUCAUCAAGUGAUUCUGACUCUGAAGACUAUGAACCAAGGAAGUUCCAUGUGGAAAUUAAACCUGUACAGCCAACCAGUAGUUCUCAUUAUACUAUGCCUUCAUUGGAUGAACUAAAAGAAUCAAUAGGAAACAUCACACUUUCACCAGCAAUAUCUAGACACAGUCCUGCACAAAUGAACCGAAACUCAUCUAGUGAAGAAUUAACAAAAUUGAAACUUUCUGUUCCAUCUAAUGAAAAGGGGACCAGUGACCUCUGGACAUGGGACCCACUCCUUAGAAACUCUGGUGACUCAUCGUCCUUGACCUCAACAAUGUCAUCAUCCUCAUCAGCAAGACCCACAACCCCUCUUUCUCUGGGUGCCUUAGUGCCUCCUCCAAGACCAGCUUCCAGACCAAAGUUGCCCACAGGGAAACUCAGUGGAAUUAAUGAAAUUCCAAGGCCUUUCAGUCCUCCUUUGACCUCCAACUCCAGCCCACCUCCUCCAGCUCCACUGGCACGUGCAGAGAGUUCCUCCUCAAUAUCAUCUUCUGCAUCAUUAAGUGCAGCAAAUACACCCACAGUUGGUGUUUCACGAGGGCCUAGCCCUGUCAGUCUUGGAAACCAGGACACCUUACCUGUUGCUGUAGCUGUUACGGAGUCUGUUAAUGCCUACUUUAAAGGAGCAGAUCCUACAAAAUGUAUUGUGAAGAUCACUGGUGAUAUGACAGUGUCAUUCCCAAGUGGGAUUAUUAAAGUCUUCACCAGCAAUCCAUCUCCAGCUGUGCUCUGCUUCAGGGUAAAAAACACAAGCAAACUAGAGCAGAUUCUUCCAAAUGCACAACUUGUAUACAGUGAUGCAUCACAAAGUGAUUCCAAUACAAGAGUUUUUUGGAUGAACAUGCAAGCUGUCACAGUCUACCUCAAGAAAUUAUCAGAACAGAAUCCCUCUGCAUCUUAUUACAAUGUAGAUGUUCUGAAAUAUCAGGUAUCUUCAAAUGGCAUUCAGUCUACACCUCUGAAUCUUGCCACAUAUUGGAAGUGUGAUGCCAAAACUACUGACGUAAGAGUUGAUUACAAAUACAACCCAGCAUCUAUGGCUGUGCCAAGUACACUAUCUAAUAUACAGGUCAUGGUACCAGUUGAUGGAGGUGUAAUGAACAUGCAGUCACUUCCACUAGCAAAAUGGAAUGCAGAACAGAUGAAAGCUUUUUGGAAAUUAUCUGCUGUUUCAGAAAAAUCAGAAAAUGGAGGUUCUGGCUCCCUCAGGGCCAAAUUUGAUCUUUCAGAAGGACCUAGUAAGCCCACAACCCUUGCAGUGCAAUUUAUCAGUGAAGGAAGCACCCUUUCAGGAGUAGACAUUGAACUAAUAGGCACUGGCUAUCGACUUUCCUUAGUAAAGAAGAGAUUUGCUACUGGACGAUAUAUGGCAGAUUGCUGAUUAACCCCUGUGGAGGGGGGGAAAGUUCUCAAUCAAUACAUUUUUACUACCUUUCCAACACUAUUGUUAACACACAUUUUUUGAAAAAUGUUGAUGGUGUUAGCAGUUUAUUACACAACAAAAAUGCACUUUUUAAAAAUAAGUCAUUUUAAAGAUAUUCUUUGUUUUAUAAUAGCACUGAAACAAACUCCCAACACUAUCUAUAAAAGAUCUAUUGCAAUAUUGAGGAACAAGAGUACUCAAAAAGUUUAGUACAGAUGUAGCCUAAGAGCCAAAAUAGCAAACUUUGUGGUAUUUAGAGUGUAUGGUACUCUGACACCAUAAACUAUAUAAUAUUUUAGCUUUCUUAAAUAUUACUCAACUAUAUUUUUUUUCAGUCUCCUUAUUGCCAUUCCAUACACAUAGUGGCAAAUUUGUUUUUGUUUCACUCUUGUAUAGUCCUGUGCCAUAUCUUAGAGAGAUGUAUACAAAAAUUGAUUUCUACAUACUAUAUGUUAAGUCUACGUUGUUUUAUUAAAGAUUGUAUACAUUGUUUUGUUAAAGAUUGUUUUAAAAUUGUAAAGUGCAAUGUUUUAAACACAGACAGCAGAGAUAUUUACUUCUGCCAUUAGUUAAAUUUAUGGGAGUUGUAAUUUUUGAAUUAAUGCUGUAGAUUAAUUUAUUUUUAUAUGGAAAAUGUAACAUUUGUGCCUUUUUAAAAAAAAAAAAACUGUGCCUGUCAAAAUAUUGUUAAUGUGCCUCUCAUUUCUUUUUUCAGUGUCUAGAUCUUCCAUAUAGAAAAACAUGGUGUUUUUUCUGUGUAAUAAGAACAACUUUAUAUAAUUCCCUAUGCAGGGAUGUGAAGGGAACUGUACAAUAGUUAUAGAUCAGCUAAUAUUAGAUGACUUCCUUAUGGGUUAUUUGCAAUACAUGCAACCACUGUAAAGGGAAUAACCUAAUUUUGAUACAGAAAAACAUCUUUAUGCUCAAAAUUUUAACUUCAUUGUCACCAAAGAUGUCUAAAAUUCUGAAGGUGCAUUAAAUAUUUUAAACUAAUUUAUAAAAAGAGCAGUUGUAGCAUUUCCCUUUGACUACAGUUUCGAAGAUUCAAGUGCUUUCAGAAAUGUGAUGUGAAUGUAAAUGUUUUUUGUGAGGAAGUAGUUUUCUUUAAGGGUUUAAGCUGGGCAAGAAUUGCUAUUUGUCUUAAUUUCGAUAAACUAAUUGUUUAAAUCUUUGGAUUGGUCUCUGAUCUCUUUUCCCCAUUUUUAAAUACAGUAGCAAUAGUGGCUGUAAACGAUUGAAGUGAUCCACUGGGAUAAUUUUUAAUGUCAAUUACUAUUUUUAGAGUUUAUGUACUAUGCUGUUAAGACAUUAUUAAAUGCUGAAUUCAAAAGUUGUGGAGUACUUAAAGUGUAUAACCAACAGCUGAGAAUUUUAGAUUACACUUCUGAAUUCCAUUUGUGUAUGAAAAGUAUAUUUUAAAAGCAAUGGUUAAAUAUUUUGUGAAACCGCUAAUGAAUUGUUGGGCAGCUUGAGAUAUGAUGCCUGUAGAGUCUUAAAUUUUGGUGAAAAACUCUACGAAGGCUGCAACCAAUACAAGGUGCACGUUUUACUGAUUCAAAUUAAUUUCUGCAUUAACAAUAGAGCAUAUAAUUAUGGUCAAAUGGCUUUAUUGGGUUACUUUUAAAGAUUGUUCUUUUAAAUUUAAACUAAAUUUCCCUGAAACAAUGCAUAUUGGAUGUUCAUAUUCUAAAAUGUUAGUCUCUGCUAAGUAUUACUAGAGCUUUUAAAUAAUUGGCAUUUCAAAUGGUUCAGUCUCUUACUGGAAUCUUAAUUGUAAUCUGCUUUUGCAAUCAAAUAUUUUUGGGCAAUUUAACUCUUCAUUAUUGAAAUUCUAUCUAAUCAUUUAAUUGUGUAUUUCUAGAAAGUUAAAAGUUAGCACUUUUAAUCUAGACUUCUUACCAAGUAUUCUCAAACAUUUAUUAGCAAUGGGUGCAGGUUACAAUUUUGAAGCCAUAUGAGUUUAUAUCGAAUGUUUGUAUCUAAAAUCUAAAAACUUUGUAAAAAUACAAAUAUCAGAUUUAAAUGUAGCAAGCUGGAUCUUGCUUCUAUAUAAAGUGAUCAUCUUCAUAACUGCCUCUUGUGAAAGAAUUUGUAAACAACUCUAAAGGGUCUAUGGUUUCUAUGAACUGUAAAUUAGAGCACUAUAAAUCUAUUUUACAAAAACUGUAAAUACAUCUGAACUUUCACAAAAUGUAAAAAAAUGCACCCCAUAAUAAACAUGUAAUAUAUAACUUACAA